UGUUAUUAGGAGCGACAGCCUAAGCUGGUGGAGCUAUAGUCCUGUAUGUACGUCUCACUAGUUAGAGAGCCAGGCAGGGGAGAGAACAAUUUAAAAUGUAACAACGAAGUGUCUGAGCGCAAUUUUCAGUUAAUUUUGUUGACCCUAUUUCUAGCUAGGGCCCAAAAUUACGCAAGGAAGUAAAGUGCCUCAUGGAGGAUUCGUCUGUUUGGCCACCAAUAUCAUUAUAGGAAACUGCGAAUUAAGUGCUCUUCGAAAUUUUCACUCUCGCCCUCUCUCUGGCUGCUCUUGUGCAUGUAAAGUUCUUGUUCAAAACAUCAUGUAGCACGAUCUGCUGUGCGAACACUCCGAACUCCGUGGGUGGUUAUUAUAGCAAUGUGCAACGAACUGCUAACCCAUAGUGGAAUAUUUUCAACUGAGGACAGAAUAAGCUUCAAACCCAUGACGGAAACGGACGUUCGUUGAGGACUCAAAUUUCUUUUGAUAUUCCUGGAUAUCAGUUUUAGGCAUCAGGUACUAUAGCAGUAGUGGUACUAUGGCAGUUAACUGCUUUGUGCUGUGAGGCUCUCCUGUGCUGAACAUGCAGAUCGAUCAUGGAUGUGAAUAGGUGGAUUGCUGUCUGUCUGCCAAGACCAACGCGAAGUUCUCCGCUGUUAGUCUCAGCGAGCCUAAACAAAGAAUGUGACUAAACAGGAAGCUUUGUAGUCUCGUGCCUCGUUUUAGUAAUUAAUCUGAAAUGUGAAUAAACUGGAACCUUUGUAGUCUUAUGCCUCGUUUUAGUAGUUAACUGGAAAAAAAAUCGUCUGCCAGCAGUCCAAUAAUACAAGUUCGUGGAUCGAUCGAUGUUUGUCGACUGAAACACUGGCGCAGCCUUACACGUCAGCCUGACACCACAAUGAUUCAAACUGCCGGCUGCAGCAGGCGGACAACGAUCUUGUCACACGCUAGGACCUGAGGCGAUGUUACCAUACAGUGUCAGCAACAGCUGCGCAGUGGCGAUGGUCUUUGUGCUACAAUGUUCGGGUGCAGCAGGUUUUUAACACCACAUUUUAAGUGGUGUAACUCUUGUCUUAUCCUGCAGCUGGUAUGGGAGUUGUCGAACGUGAGCUUGGUAACGCGGCGAAGAGCGGGACACUAGAUACCGGAGCUGCGGUGCACGGCGCUUAGCUAGUAGAAAAUGUCUGGCUCCUGAACCGAGGUGCGGGGUGCAGCAUGCAGCUUGCUUCAUGUUUCGUCGAGCGACUGCUGCAAGUACGCCUCACUAGAUGUACUGUGUGCUUUGUAUCUUGACAUCCCAUGCAUUCGAACGGCAGUGGGAUAGGAAGCUGGUGAGAAAUCUUUGAUGCUCCUACUACCGAUACUGUUUGCUCCUAGUGCUGCUGCUCCUGCUUAGUCACCACUGGAACAGUAGCAAAGAAUAACAAAGGACCAAGCUCUUGUUUUGGCCUGACAUUCUGAGUCUGACCUGUUGGCACGUGUUAUCCAGAGAAGUGGAACGAUGGGGUGGUGAUCGCAGGCCACCUAAGACCAGCCCGUCUGUGCGAGGCGCGGCGACUUUUCACAGCAUUCAGACAAGUUUCCAGCUGCUGGGGCGGUGCAGGCUUACUCGCCUCUUGUUUUGUUUCCGCCUCAAACACACACACUCACAGAGAGAAGCUGAGGGUUGAAUCUGCAGUGUUCACAAAUUGAAUGAUGCAUGGGACGCUCCAAAAGUCGACCAGGCACUUUGAAUUAUUUCGGGCGGUGAGGUUUCGUGACACUGUAUGACAAUGGCCACAAAGAACGCCUGCAGCAUCGAGGCGUCUACCUACCAACCGUCACGAUGGAGGUCCCUGCGCAUUCUUCUCAUCACCUUUGUCGUCAUCAUCGUGGCGCUCGUCGUCGCCAUUGUCGCUUUGGCCAUCGUCCACACGUCGCUGCCCCACUGCUCCCUGGGUCGAUCCAGCAGCGGGAGGGACUUCAACUCGCCCGGUCUCUUCAACGACCUCACACCCUCCGAAAUGCGUGCUGUUCGGGAUUAUCUGAUGGGAGUGGAGGAGCUGGGUUUGGUCCCUGUGGCAGAAGCUACAGUGAACAGCAGCUACAUUUACAUGAUAGACUUGCAGGUGCCGCUCAAGACAGCCGUACUGGGCUUUAUAGACAGCGGCAGGCGCCGGCCAGGGCGGGCUGCCAUUGCUGUCCUGUACAGGGGAGACCUGGACCCUCCUCGCGUAGAGGAGCACAUCGUAGGGCCACUCCCCCGCCCCACGUACCAUCGUCGUGCGACUAACCCGGCGUACCGCCACACCCCUAUACCAUUCUGCAGCCGGCCUGUGGACUCGGUGGAGCGUCGGGAGUUGCGAACCUUCCUGAAGGGUGUCACGGCCGAGCUGUACCCGCUGCUGAAGAACAGUUACGGACUGAGCUACCACAACUGCAGCGCUGGCGUCGACUGCAUGCUUUUGGUGGACCUCCCUCCCCGGGGGCUAGUCAGCGGCGAGCGGAUCUCGUGGUUCUGGGGGUACCGGCAGGUGGAGGGAGCUUCUCUCCAUCCACUCGGCUUCGCGCUGCGGGUCGACCACUUGUCCACCGACGUCAGAGAUUGGCACGUGACCCGCGUGAUGUACAAUGGACAGAUGUUCUACGAGACAGAGGACCUGAUGGAGCGCUACAAGGAAGAAUCGCUUCGCCGGCUCCGCCUGGUAAUGGAUGUCUACGACCAAAAGUUUUCUUCCUACGAACGAAGAGGCUCCGAACGUUUUGAUGUUCCUGGUCAAGGGCCACGCCAAACCGAACCAGACGGUCGGCGCUUCAGAAUCGAUGGGCAGUUCGUGGAGUACUUCGGCUGGAGCUUCAACUUCCGGUCACGGUCUGCUACUGGAAUACAGCUCUUUGACGUCAACUUCCAGGACGGUCGAGUGGCCUAUGAGAUCGGGCUGCAGGAAGCCACCGUCUUCUACUCCGGUCACAGCCCUGAAGUCAGCUCCAUGGCUCUCUACGCGUCCUCCUGGCUCAUUGGCGCCUCGUCGUUCGAGCUGGUACCCGGGGUAGACUGCCCCGCCACCGCGGCUUUCAUUGACACCUACCACUUCGUCGACGGCGAUUCGCCGCGACGCUACCGUAACUCCAUCUGCGCCUUCGAGCUGAACAUGGGGCUCCCGUUGCGCCGGCACUACACCUACGACACGGACGGCGGCUUCCGCUACUACGGCGGCACGACGGCCAACUGUCUGGUGCUGAGGACGAUCGCCGCCAUCUGGAACAAAGAUUAUAUAUUCGACUAUAUCUUCUACCUGGAUGGCAGCUUGGAGAUCAAGGUCGCCACCACGGGCUACCUUCAGACGACCUUCGCUCUUCCCAGAGAACGGCCGUUCGGCUACCACGUGCACAACGAGGUCAUCGGCAACAUUCACCAGGACCUCUUCCAUUUCAAAAUCGACGUGGAUGUGGGUGGCAGCGCAAACCGGUACGAAAAGCUAACGUUCCACGAGAAAGCCGAACCCAACUUUUGGUUCCCGAGCAUCAACACGACAAAGAUGUACUAUCGUGAAACGCUGGUGGAAACGGAGAGGGAGUCAAUCUGGGACCUCGAGCACAGUCACCUGCAGCACCACAUCAUCCUCAACCAUAAGCUCGCCAACAGGUAUAAAACUCGUCGAGGCUACCGAAUUUUUCACCUGUCUCCGACAAGCUUUGUGCUCAAGAAUUCGUCUGUGGGACAGGCUGCUGGAUGGGCAUCGUACCCGCUGGUCAUAACUAAAUACAAAGACAUCGAGGAUGCAAGCUCCUCCAUUUACGCCCAGGGUGACCCUUGGGACCCGGUAAUAGACUUUAGGAUGUAUCUAGAAGACAACAACACCAUUGUGGACGAGGAUCUAGUUAUAUGGGCCACGCUGGGCAGCACGGCCGUUCCUCACGCCGAGGACGUGCCUAGUCCAACGACUACGGUAAAUAAGUAUUCCUUUAUGCUAGCUCCCUACAACUCUUUCGAUCACUGCCCUUCUACUGUCAUCAGCGAUGCUGUGCAUAUUGUGCGAGAGGUGGGAGGCGGAGGAGGGGGUGAAGGCACUUUAAGAAUAAACACAUUCGGUACCUCCUCUGCCCAGCCAUCUUGUUUACAGAGAGAAUCUAGUCUUCGUGACUUUCGUGGCAGGACAGACGCUGCUUAACUAUGCAAACUGACGGAUUGUUGGUGAAAAUAAAUAAAGGUUCAUUCUUGUGAUAAAAGUGUUAAAAAAAGAAAACUGAAUCCUCUAUCCAUUUCUUCGCUCAUCGGGUCAGUUGUGGACGUCACUGACGUGUUGAUGUCGCUGUCGAUGUGGGACGAUUAGUCGAGAGCUUUGCAACAUGAAGCCACUAUGUUUGAUGAUGAUUAGAAAAGUUUCCGGCAUCAAUGGCUCCAUUUGGGAUAGCCGUGUGUUUUGCUGACAAAAACAAAUGUUGGAUGUUUUACUUAAUUUUUAAUUAUUUUGUUAUUUACUUAAAUUUAAUUUACUUCAUUUAUUGUGAACAUUCAAUAUUGUGGAACUCCAAGUAUGAAGAACGGAGAACGAAAUGUCUUGGCUUUGCUUGUCAGCAGAAGUUGCAUUUUGUGUAGGAAAUGCUGUGCACGCAUGAAGGAUGACUGGUUUCUUCCAUGGAAUUGGUGAUUGAGUUAUAAUCAAGAGACACAUUCUGUAACGGUGAAGUUUGAUCUCCUUUUUUCUUUUCUGGAAAAUUUGUAAAAUUCAACUUGAGCUAUUAUUUUCCCCUGACUUGUGAAAUGCAUGGUAUUUAGUUUCUUCCGAUCGAUCAUUUUAUGCAUAUGGGUUUCCUUUUAUUAAUUUAUCUCAGUCUUCAUAAUUUUCUUACUUAAAAGUAAUUAACACAAGUUUGGCAGUAUGAAAGAUGGAAAGUUUUACGUUUGUUUAUAGUUCGAACUUCAUUCAUUUUCGGCCACAGCCCCAAUUGCAUGACCUGGUGUGUACACACAGUAUCUACCGUCAUAUAUAUUACAGUGAGCUCUAAAAUUGUGGGCAGACAUCUGAUUCAUGCAAUCUGCAUCCUAAAAUGUCAUUCACGUGUACUCAUAAAUACGCUUUAACCGUAAUAAUAAUAAAUAAACGCGUAUUUUCCCAACAGUCUUUGUAAGAUAGUUUAUAAAGGUAUACACAGAUAUAUCAAAUACCCAGAGAUCUUAUGCUUCUACUAACGAAAGACAGGUAUAGGUUAUCUAAAUGCUAUAAUUUUCUUAUAUGUGUUAGGGUUUUGUAACUCGCUUCUUUAUUUCUACAGUGUGAUAUUAUCUUUAGACUGCUAACGAAUGUGCAUGACUAAAAGAAUUACGAUUAUUGCACAUAUAUCUUUAUCCAAUUUUGCUGUUACAUUUGUUUAUAAAUGUAGUGCAUGCUGGUUGGUUCUUUAGCACUAAACAACAUCCGAUUCUUGCCGUGAAAAAAAUCCAGUCCAGUGAGUAAGUAUAAAAUCCGAAGAAAACUGGUUUUUAUAAAAUUUACUAGAAGCCUUUUGCUACAUUAUAUCACAUAUUUAAUAACUAUUUCUCUGUUAUCAUAAACGUUCAAGUAUUAGAAUAUAAAAGUUUUAUUUUGUACUAGAAUAGCCCAUAUUUGUAUGUAGUAAUUCGACGAAAAAGCUAGAAGAGCAAAAAAAGUGCCGGGAGGUGUGUGCUUGUUUUGUUUUGUUUUUGUUUUUGUUUUUGUUUUUGUUUUUUUCGUCGACUUUUUAAGCUUGAAAAGUGCUCUCAUUCCAGUUUUGUAUUGCGUGUCGGGCUUAAAUUAUUUUUCACAGGCAUACUUCAAAAUGUUUCAGGAUUAAACAAGUGAUGUGUUUCUGUUUUCCAGUUCUUCUUUUACUUACGUACAAUAAUUCGGCCAUAAAAAAACAGGAGCUUUGUCGAAAUCACGGAAAUGAUGUUUUGUGGCACAGGAAAAUGCUGGUGCUUUAUCGGAAAUGGUUUUUUUACGUUAAUUAUUAAUUCUCGAACAUCCGGUAAUUUCCUCCCUUUGUGUUUUUUUCUCCCCUUUGUGGCUUUAUUGCGAUUCCUGUUUUGUAACUCGUGACUUCCUUAAUCAGAUUUCUUUCCUUUUCGGCGAGCUAUUUGUCUUUCCUGUACAAAGGGUGGUAAUUAAGUGAAACCUUAUCUCCCUUUUCUAAUUUCCUCCCGUUGUUUCACAGCGUGUGUGGGGUGUGUGUGAAUGUGAGUAAGAUCGAGUGUGUGCGUGUGGAAGAGAAUGAGUGUGUGUGUGUGUGCCGUGCACUCGCGAGAAAGUUAUACAUCUUCCUUAUUUUUAUACUUUCCAAUUUUUACCGAUAAUGUUUGGUGCAUCGAGGAAACGCCCUGCAUUUUGUUGUUAUUUUUAUUCUCAAGGCGCUCCAAAGUUCUUGAAAUUUCCAUCUUAAUAUAUGAUUUUUCUGAUCAGAUAUUGUUUAUUUACGUCUUCAUUACUGUUUCAGAGGUCAAGCAUUUAAAGGUAUAGAUGCCGAUUGGUAAUUACAAAGAAUUCAUCUUUCUAAAAUUCUCAUUUAUCAAAUUAAGAAAAUCUGAAGCUUUGUUUUGAGAAAAAGACAAAAUUUUGGUCGAUCAUAGAGUUACGUUCAUUUCAAUCGUUUCUUUACCUAUAUCUUCAUAGAUUAAGAUUUAGCACCACAUUGCCUGUGCCUUGCUCACCUUAAUUGUUAUUUUGUUGUGAUAAGAUUUUCACUAUUAUACGUCUGUUAUGUUACGCCUGUUGCCAAGAACUGUUACUUGUGGAUUUUCAUUUGGUCUUACAUGCGUGCCGAUACUUCACUUGCUCAUAAUAUGACCUUUGUUAAGGUGAUCAUGUAACUUGUUUCGCUUUCAAGAAUCAUUUUGCCUCAUUUACUUUCCCUCCCGUCGUCUGGACAAAGAAAGAUAGCGGAAUUUGUUAUUUAAUCAAUAAAUUUUUUUAACAGAAGAAAUUA
Messenger RNA from Pomacea canaliculata, 6921 nucleotides. Its product is annotated as amiloride-sensitive amine oxidase [copper-containing]-like. Gene Ontology annotation, molecular function: primary methylamine oxidase activity; quinone binding; copper ion binding. Lineage: Eukaryota; Metazoa; Mollusca; Gastropoda; Architaenioglossa; Ampullariidae. Gene Ontology annotation, cellular component: plasma membrane. The record is from RefSeq and is a predicted model, not a curated record. Gene Ontology annotation, biological process: amine metabolic process.